AUGUCCGCUCAACCGGUCUCUGCAACUUCGCAACAGACAGCGGGACUCUCCGCGCCUGCAUGGCGGCAAUUUACGUUCUUCGACCUAGAACCCGUGAAGGAUGUUCAUGACUUGGGGAGCACGCCCGAAGUGCUUAGGAAAGCUCCUGAAAUCUCCACAAUUAUCUCAAGCUCUCUCGGCGUGGUGGUUGCGGACAUUCAUGGCUCCGUCUACCUCCUCAGCCGCGAAUUUGAAAUCAUAAAGAGCUGGCUGGCGCAUGCGGGCGGGCGUGUCACGCACAUGGCAGAAGGAAGAGGUGUGUUGGUCACACUGGGGGAAGAGGAUACUGCACGGCAUCCCUUCCUCAAAGUGUGGGACCUCGAGCAUUAUGACAAGAAAACAGGCGCGCCGAUAUUGCUCAGAUCAACGAAGGUGCAAAGCGGGAGCCGUCCGCAUCCGGUUUCGACAAUCGCGCUAUCAGAAACGCUUGUAUAUCUUGCUAUAGGACUUGCUGAUGGUACAGUACUGCUCUACCGUCACCUUGAUCAAUCUAUUUUCUCCGGUUCGACGUCACUAAGCUCACUGCCCAAGGCAAGAGUUGUGCAUGAAUCACCAGGGGAGCCCAUUACAGGCCUGGGAUUUCGAGAGGCGAGCGAGGAUAACCCGCAUGUGUAUUUGUUCAUCGUGACCCUCAAUCGAGUGCUUGCAUAUCAGGCAUCAGGGCGAGGGAGCAGUAUAUCUGCCACGGUGGUGAGCGAGACCGGGUGCGCGCUGGGGUGUGCAGUGAUGGAUGGAGCUGGGAGAGACAUUGUGGUGGCAAGAGACGAGGCGAUAUUCGUUUGCGGGACAGAUAACAGGGGUUCGUCGUAUGCAUACGAAGGUCCAAAGGCGACUGUUCACACGCAUGUGAACUACAUCGUGAUAGUAUCCCCUCCUUUAGCGGCGUCUGCUAGCGCAGCCUCCGGAACUGUGCGACACUACGCCAGAAACAAUGAUGUGUCUGGUGCAGAGGUUACAAAGGUGAACAUAUUUGAUCCGGAGAAUAAGUUUGUAGCAUAUGCAGGUACAUUUGAUUAUGGCGUGCGGACUGUGUUCUCUGCGUAUGGGCAGAUAUAUGUGCUCGCAUCGGAUGGCUCGCUGUCUUGCUUAGCAGAAAAGCCCACAUCGGUCAAGCUGGACUUGUUGUAUCGGAGAGGCCUAUACCUUCCCGCCCUCAACAUGGCAAAGACUCAGCAUCUCGAUGCUGCUACUGUUGCGGAUAUACAUCGCCAGUACGCAGAUAAUCUGUAUGGGAAAGCCGACUACGACAACGCAACCCAGCAGUACAUUGCCACCAUUGGACAUCUACAGCCAAGUUAUGUCAUUCGCAAGCUCCUUGACGCACAGCGCAUACAUAAUCUAGUGAAUUAUCUGCAAGAGUUGCACACUCAAGGCCAUGCUAACGCGGAUCACACGACUCUGCUUCUCAACACAUACACCAAGCUCAAGGAUGUCUCACGUCUUGAUGCGUUCAUCCGCCGCGAAUCAUCACGAGCUACGGAUGAGUUACCUUUUGAUCUUGAUACUGCUAUCCGCGUCUGUCGUCAAGCUGGCUACUUUGAGCAUGCGACCUAUUUAGCCAAGAAAUACGAACGGCAUGAAGAUUACCUGCGGAUACAAAUUGAAGACGCUGGAAAUUAUCGCGAUGCCCUCGUAUAUCUGCGGAGAUUGGGAACUGAAGCAGCAGAGACCAACCUUGCGCGGUAUGGUCGUGCUAUGCUCUCAAGCCUUCCGGAUGAGACAACCCAGCUCCUGAUUGAUAUAUGUACAAGCCUCGCUCCGCUCACCUUUGAUGACGAUAGCCGGGACGAUGACAAGGAUGGACAGACGACACCCACACGUCAGGCUAGCACCGGCGCUGGGCAGUCCUAUCUAUCCUACCUGGCCCUUAAUCGCGCUUCCACUCCCGCGCCUGCCCCUGUUAUAUCAGAAUCCGCAUCAAUGGCCACGUCGAGCGCCACUGUGCGACCUGCGGCCCCGUCUCGCCAUGCGUCUAUCCAUGAGUCUUCAAGAACAUCCACGCCGCCGCCAUCGACCGCGAACGGGGCGACUUCAACAGCGCUUUCUGCGAAACCACGCAUCAACGCCGUGAAGCGGCCCUCGCCGCGACUUUUCUUCGCACACUUUGUCGACCACCGUGAAUGUCUUGUGCGGUUCCUGGAGGCCGUCGCGCUGAAGAGAUGGGGACAAAGUGUUGAUGGAGGAGUGACGGCCGAAGUGGAGCGAGAUCCAGACGCAGACGACAUGGCGGAACAGUACGACCAGAUCGCGGUGUGGAAUACGCUCUUGGAACUCUACCUAACCCCGACCACUUCAGCUGUGAACGGGAUCGUGUCAGAGAACGAUACGAAGGCAAUCACGAGUGCGAACGAGAAGGCCCUUAAACUCCUGCAGAGCGUCGACCUGCCGUAUGACGCGACGCACGCGCUGGUGCUUUGCUCGACGCGUGCAUUCACUCCGGGGCUCGUGCUUCUCUGGGAGCGCCAAGGUAUGCAUGAAGAUGUGCUGCGGUUUUGGAUGGAUCGAUGGCGGGACGAUGCUUCUUCCGUUUCAUCCUCAUCGCAGUCUCCCUCGGACGAAGUCAUUAGCGCGUUGCAUAAGUACGGCCCCGAUCAUCCACACCUGUACCAGCUUGUGUUGCGCUUCCUUACAUCGGAUGCGGCGCUGCUCAAGCGGCAUGAGGCGGAUUUGCAGGGUGUACUGAAAGAGGUGGAAGAGAGAGGAGUGAUGGCGCCGCUUGAAGUGGUCAGAAUCCUCGGACGCAAUGGCGUCGUGGGCGUGGGCGUAGUUCGAGAAUGGCUGGAACGGCGGAUCAGCCAAGCUAGGCAAGACGUGAACUUGGAUCGUGACCUGAUCAGCUCGUACCGCUCGGAGACGAGCACAAAGCUACGCCAAGUGGAAGAGCUGAGUGAUGCAGCGCAUCCGCGGGUGUUCCAUGUCACGCAGUGCGCAUCCUGCCAGGGCCAGCUCGAUCUCCCAAGCGUGCAUUUCAUGUGUGGUCAUAGCUAUCACCAACGGUGCCUUGGGGAGCAUGAAACAGAGUGCCCGAACUGUGCACGGGCACAUGGGCUUAUACGUGAAAUCCGACAGAACAACGAGCGUCUGGCUGAUCAGCACGACGUAUUCCUGCAAGAAGUCCGCGAGAGAGGCUUCUCGGCGCUCGCUGCGGGUUUUGGAAGGGGUGCGAUGAACCUGUCGAGGCUUGAGGAAGGUGUUGCAUAA
Fibroporia radiculosa is the source of this 3240-nucleotide messenger RNA. RefSeq lists its product as uncharacterized. Gene Ontology annotation, cellular component: endosome; HOPS complex. Lineage: Eukaryota; Fungi; Basidiomycota; Agaricomycetes; Polyporales; Fibroporiaceae. Gene Ontology annotation, molecular function: protein-macromolecule adaptor activity; protein binding. The transcript is spliced from 11 exons. Gene Ontology annotation, biological process: vesicle-mediated transport; vacuole organization; intracellular protein transport. The record is from RefSeq and is a predicted model, not a curated record. Bases 1 to 3240 code for a protein of 1079 amino acids.